AUGGGCCAGAGAAACCCUCACCUCAGCUCCAGUGUCUGUUUGACGGUGGAUCCGACCCGGUUCCCCAACGGUUCCCCUUCCUCAUGGUGCUGCUCCGUUUGCCGGUCAAACAAAAGCCCGUGGGUUUGCCUGACAUGUUUGAAUGUGCAUUGUGGAAGGUAUGUAAACGGCCAUGCAAAAAAGCAUUUCGAGGAGAUUCAGGCACCAGGAGGCGGUCAAAGGAAGCCAGAGCGAGAAAAGUCGAGCGAGAAGAGUCAGCAGCACUCUGUGUGUAUGGACUGUAACAGUUAUAGCACGUUCUGUUACAGAUGUGAUGAAUUUGUGGUGAACGACACAAAACUAGGGCAUGUGCAGAGGGUCAGAGAACAUCUGCAGAGUUUGGAAAACUCUGUGUCUAAUACUGACAGACAGAGGAAGAGAAAACUGUCAGACAGUUCCUCUCCUGACAGCAAGCUGAAGAAAGACAGCGACAGCACCAUAGCACAGUGUGCCACGGGCCUCCGAAACCUGGGUAACACCUGCUUCAUGAACGCCAUUCUCCAGUCCCUGAGUAACAUCCAGGUGUUCAGCUGUUAUUUUAAGGAGCUGCCCUCGGUGGCCUUACGAAGUGGAAAAACUGCAGGAAGGAGAAUGUACCACACCAGAAGUCAGGGGGACAGCAGUGUGUCUGAACAAAAUGGCAGGUUAAUCCUGCUGCGGAUAGACAGACUAGAUGUGCUUUCACAAUGUCCCGAUUCAGUCAAACGCUCUCGGGAUGGGACUUGUGUGGGUUUAUUUAAUAAUGUAGAGCGUUUUUUUGUUUUGUUUAGAAAUGGGACCUCCACUAUCGUUACAUCCGUGUUUGGUGGCGUCCUGCAGAACGAGGUGUACUGCUUGAUAUGUGGCACCGAGUCUCGAAAAUUUGAUCCAUUCCUAGAUCUCUCAUUGGACAUUCCCAGACAGUUUCGAAUCAAGACCACAAAAGACCAAGAGCCGAGGCCGACAUGCACUUUAAAUGAUUGCCUUCGGAGUUUCACAGACCUCGAGGAACUGGAUGAAACUGAGCUCUACAUGUGUCACAAGUGCAAAAAGCGACAAAAGUCCACCAAGAAAUUCUGGAUCCAGAAACUGCCCAAGGUGCUUUGUUUGCAUCUGAAGAGGUUUCACUGGACAGCGUUUCUGAGGAAUAAGAUCGACACCUAUGUAGAGUUUCCAAAGCGUGGCCUUGACAUGAAAAGCUACUUGCUAGAGCCUGAAAACAGCUUGCCAGAGAGAUGCCUGUAUGAUCUUUCUGCAGUAGUGGUGCAUCAUGGAUCUGGCAUCGGCUCAGGACAUUACACGGCAUACGGGCUUCACGAGGGCCAAUGGUACCACUUCAACGACAGCACAGUCACUCUGGUCAGUGAGGAGGCUGUGCUGAAAGCCAAGGCCUACAUUCUGUUCUACACAGAGCACACGGAUCAAGAGAGUCCAGCCAAGCUUUAAGACUUCCUCCAGAUCAGUUAUCGGACCUUCAUACAUGUGCCGUCAUCUGUCUCUUGUCUCAUGCUAUCCAGUUAUGAUUUUUUUUUGCAUCACAGAACCUCAAUACAAACUGAAUUGCUGCUUGCGUUUCGACUUGAUGACUUUUCGUUUAAUAGACUGUCCCAGUUUUUUGUCUUCAUCCGCCACCAGUGUGAAAUGAGAUUCCAAAGGCAAUUCUUCAGGGGGAUUUUUGUCUGCCGAAUGAACUCAAAUUGACUGUAGAAACAAAAUGCUUUACAAUUGAUUUUUUCCCUCUCCUCACUGAGUGUUUUUCCGUCGUCUGAAAUGAUGACAGCUGUCACGUUUCUGACGUCUCCUACUCACGCCAAUGAUCUGCUCGCUGCUCCAGGAAAAAACCUUUCUGUUCGGCUCGGAAAUGCAUUCUUGUCUCCUGAGCCUGCUGUUCAUUGAUCUAGGUUGAUGUGGAGGUGUUUCCGAACUAAAACUUGAAAUGUUUGAUUUUACGUGACAAAACAAGAUGUCGUCUGUAUCUCAAAGCAGUAGUUGACUGCGAUCACCUCACUAAUGUGAAAAUGACUUUUGAAGGGUCCAGUAGCUCACGUGUCUUGUUUCCUUUACGCUUGAAAGUGUUUGACCAGAUGUACACUUUCUGUCCUUUUAGAAUUAAAGGGAUGCAGAUUGUGCAAAAGUUGGUUUGCGUUUUUAUUAUAUUAUUCUCAAAAUUAAAACGUAUGCAAUAAAUUAUUGUAUUUACUGGUCCAUUUUGCAGCUUAUGCUGGCAAAGACCUCACUUCACAAGU
This is a messenger RNA of Sinocyclocheilus grahami, 2264 nucleotides long. RefSeq names its product ubiquitin carboxyl-terminal hydrolase 3-like. The record is from RefSeq and is a predicted model, not a curated record. The transcript is spliced from 14 exons. Gene Ontology annotation, molecular function: cysteine-type deubiquitinase activity; zinc ion binding. Gene Ontology annotation, biological process: protein deubiquitination. Bases 1 to 1464 code for a protein of 487 amino acids. NCBI's taxonomy places the organism in Eukaryota, Metazoa, Chordata, Actinopteri, Cypriniformes, Cyprinidae.